AUGGUGCAGGGCACCCCGGUAACAUUGGCUUCCUUGAGUGCCCAGUUGGAUAAUCUGAGAGCCAUGGUAGGGAACCCAGAGGUCCGCACCUGUAGGGUUGAUCCUUAUGGGGAAAUUGAGAGUAGUUUGGAGAGCCUGAUCCGAGACCAGGCCUGCCUACGCAAGACUGUGGAAAGGUAUGAGGCUAAGGUCUGUGAGGGUUGCCCACCAAUGCCUUCCAUUUCCACUGCCCUGCUGGACAGUGGGGCGACGCAUGCGGUUGUCCCCUACCGCCCCGACCUGGGCAGCCUAGAUCGUGUGCCCGUCACUUUAGCAGGUGACGCCAAGGAAGAGUGGUGGAGAACCCAGGGAGGUACGUUGGUAAUCCCGCCUAGUCAAGAUGGUAGCAUGCAGGCUUCUCGGGGUCAGACUAUCUUACCGCUCGGAGCCUUGGUCCAGCACCUGGGCUGCCAGGGCCGCCAAGGCCUGAAGAUCCGAUUGCCCAAUGGUGUGCUGAGGAAAGAGAGGUUGCACCUCCAGAGUCGGAUCCUGUGGUCCCUGGCUUCUGCAGUAAAGGGUGCGGGAAUUCCGUAUUUGGAGGAGCUCGCAAGGCCCCCUUCUGAACUGUCUGAGACCUUCCGCUGCUGGUCUGGUACUAGCACAAUAACUCUGUACCAAGGAGCACUUACUCAAGACUACGAGCGCUUUACAAGGGUCAUGACCAAUUUGGAUUUAUCCUUCUUGGGAACCCUCCCAAGGGAUGGAGCUUCUUCACCGCCGCCAAAGGGGCGUGAGUGGACCUUGGAGUUCAGGAAGGAAGUCGUGAAUGCACUCAGGGGAAGGCCUUCAGGUCAGUCAGUCGAAGAACUGGAUAGGAUCAUUUCGGAGGCCCGCCUACAGACUGAACCGAGUGUUAAUGCGGCAGAGCAAACCACCUUCCGGGACCAGCUCGAAGCUGAGGCUCUCCGCCGCGCAUUUGAGGAGGAGAGUGUGCUCGGUGAUGAUGAUGAUGAGCACUUUGACGUACAAGGAGUCCUGGCUCCUCGAGCCUCGGAGCCCGAUGAUGGUGUCAUAGCUAGUGAUGUGGCAAACCCAACUGUGAGAGGUCUAAAUGGUGAUGAGGUGCCUCCCGAGGUGGCUAGUGAUCAUGAAGAUGUGCCGAUGCCGGAUCCUCACCCUGCAGGACGCGACGAGACUUGCAUCACCGGCAAGGAUUUGUUCAAAGGGGUUGAGUCCUCUGAGCCACCACCUGAGAAUGAGUUGGCUGAAUACGAGCCCUCGGAGCCCUCCGAAAACCUUUUCCCAGAGCUCUUUGAUGAUGAGCCACCACCAUUGCCACCUCCUUCCCAUCCACCGCAGCUAAGCCCCAACAUCAGUGCCACAGCGUGUGAGGAUCUAGUACCACAAUCCCUUUUGUCAGAGCAGGACCUUCCCGCUGAUGAGGAAGGUAUGAAGCAGAUAAUUGAGGAGUUGCGUGAACCUGUCGACCAGGUCCUCCUACGAUACUGCAUACCGCUGAGGACGAAGUCCGGUGCAGAGGUCACAGAGGCGAUCCAGCGCAUGAUUCUUGAAAUCAACCAAGCCUACCCGGUAUUGAGUAUUCAUCAUGAUCCGGGCACAGAGUUCUCAGCGUCCGCAUUGAGCAGAUGGCUAGCCGAACAUGGGGUGCGAACCCAGCAUUCCCUUCCGACUGAUAAGAAGGGUAAUGGCCUCUCUGAGAGGACAGUAGGUUGGGUCAAGUCUAGAAUCCGCACGCUCCUGAAGGCUGCUAAACUUUCUGUGGAGUGGUGGCCACUCGCUGCGAGAUGGGCUGUUUCCAAGCAUAAUGCCCUCAUCACUGGAGGGCCAGAUAUCCCGGCCUUUGGGCAGCAGGUCCUCCAUAGGAUUAAGCGCCCCGCGGACGGGGUGAAACAACUCAUGGAACGAUGGGUGGAAGCUAGAUAUGCGGCCCCUCAUAGGUCGGUUACGGACGGCCAUGUCCUUAUAACGUCAUCGGGCAACCUGGAGGAGGAGGAUCCCGAUGAUCCCCCCUCUGACCGCUUUGAUGAGUAUGGCAAACCUUUGAAGAGGAUAAAGGGAAAAUCUGCUGUUCGGUUUGUUGAGUAUACCCCGACCCAAUCUUCCGAGGAGGUUUCGAGGGAACUUCUGAUAGCUCAGGAUUACAGCUUGAAUGCGGUGCGCCAAGUUCUAUCUGCAGUGACUCAGGAGGAGAAGACUCCAGAGGAUCGGCGAGGCAUUGUGGAGGAUCGACAGAUCUUCGGAGCAUACUGCCAUGGGGGCCUUCGAGGAGUAACCACUCGGACCAAGGGUAAGCCCCUUACAACCCGCUUUCUCAACCGUGUCCUCGCCACCAGACUUGCGCAGCAUACUAGUGAGAAGAGCCCCACGUGGGCCUCCAUAAUGCUAAUGAGGGCCGGGAACGUAGAGGUUCAUAGGGACUGGAGGAAUGAGUGGGGAACCUUGAACUACACCAUGCAUGUGGCCCUCACCGAAGUCCCACUAGCCUUUGAUCCCCGCCAGCAUCACGCAGUCCGCAUGCAGCCGAACUGGUUGAUAGUGACGGAACUGAGCCGUCCAAUCUUGGAGCCUCUGGAACACCGCGUGAAUGCCGUUUCAAUCUCUUCGGAGGAUACCUCAGAAUCCAGUAUUGACUCAGAGGAAUUGCAGCGUCAGAUUGAGGCCGAUUCCGUCACCCCUCUGAUUGGAUGGGAUUUCAGCACUGGUGACCCUGGAGACAAGCGCCCUGAUAGCCCGCAGCUCUCUAGCUUGACGACUGGGGAAGUUCGGUUGAUAGAUAGCCCACCACUCGCAGGCCUAGGCUGCAAGCAACCGGAUGCACGGCAAGCCACCCAAGGGCGACAAGCCCAAGAGGAGGAGCUAAGUCCGUUGGAGGUGACACACAACGUGUCGCCCGCUGAGGUUCGAAGACAUUUGACAAAGUGGCGCCCGGCCGCAAGAGCUGAGUUGGAUACAUUUGAGAAAAUGAGUGUCAUCCGCAAGUUCUAUGGCAAUGAGGCCCGCGCGAUCGUGUCGUGUGGGAACUAUGCGAAGACCACAGCCGAGUCGCAGCUCUACGCUGGUGGAGCAGGCGCGGAGUGCCUGAGGACAUUAUUAGUCCACUCGGCACGCCGGGGACGCAGGGCGUAUGGGCUUGACGUGAAGUCAGCGUUCCUUCUAGCUGGCAUCCCCGAGGGAGUCACGAAGCGCUAUGCGAUGCGCCCACCUCGCUUACUGAUCGACCUGGGAUUGGCGCGGGAAGACGAGGUGUGGAUUAUAGACAAGGCGCUGUACGGCUUCAGAGAAAGCCCACGCUGGUGGUCACUGUUUCGAGACAGCUUCCUGCUGCAGGCAAAGUGGAAAACCUCUUUGGGGGAAGUUACUCUGGAACAGUUUUCAUCUGAGAGUGAUGUAUGGCGUAUCAGGCAUGAGUCUGGGGAAUGCAUUGGUCAUCUACUGGUGUACGUUGAUGAUAUUUUGGUGCUGACUGAACCUGAAGUGGCAGAGGCGUUCAUAUCCUGGUUAAGAGAGCAUUGGGAGUGCACUGGUCUGAAGGAGGCCACCGUGUCAUCACCCUUACGUUUUCUUGGAGUGGACAUAUAUGCUGAGGAAGAUGAGGAUGGCACCUUGAUUGGUUUCAGUUUACAGCAAGAAGCCUACAUUGAUGAGCUUCUGAGAAGCCACGAGAUCAAACCAAAUGCCCGGGCGACUGCACCUGUCCCGAGGGAAUGGGUGCGAGACCUACCACCCCUUGAAGAAGUGAGUGAGCAGGCGUUGCGGGCAGGACAGCGGAUCACCGGAGAACUCCUUUGGGUUUCCCAAAGGACCCGCUUGGAUAUUGGUUUCUGCGUUGGGCUAAUGGCGAGUUGGGUGUCAAGAUUUCCUGCCCACGUCACCAAGAUUGGUGGGCGAGUGUUGGAGUAUUUGGCAGCUACGAAGACGCAUAGGCUGAACCUGAUACCAGGUCGACCGGAGGGCCUCCGCAUCUUCACGGACGCGUCUUUUGCGCCCUACGGAUCGCAUUCGAUUAGCGGGAUCCUUCUACGGUAUGAUGAAUGCACCGUAGUAUGGAAAUCAAGAAGGCAGAGCCUGGUGACCCUGAGCACAGCAGAGUCGGAGCUCUGCGCGGGAUGCGAGGGAGUCACCCUCUCGCAGUCCUUGGAAGCCUUGAUAGUUGAACUAGAUGGUUCCAUGGGCGUAAAAAAUCUUAUGGUUGAUAAUAUAGCUGCAAUCACCCUUGCCGAGGGUGGGGGAAGUGUGCGCACUAGGCAUCUUAGAGUUCGUGCCGCCUUCAUCCAUGAUAUGCGUAAGCGUCAGGAGCUGGCAGUGAGCCACUGCCCUGGCGAUGAGCAGCUUGCUGAUUGCCUAACCAAGGUCAAGAAGGCAGGAGGCAGUAAGGAGGGCGAUAGCGAGGGAAGUGAGUUCUAG
Symbiodinium sp. CCMP2592 is the source of this 4404-nucleotide messenger RNA. The record is from the annotation of a GenBank genome assembly. NCBI's taxonomy places the organism in Eukaryota, Dinophyceae, Suessiales, Symbiodiniaceae.